This is a messenger RNA of Esox lucius (northern pike), 2551 nucleotides long. It is a transcript of the gene sirt6, whose product is annotated as sirtuin 6. Lineage: Eukaryota; Metazoa; Chordata; Actinopteri; Esociformes; Esocidae. The record is from RefSeq and is a predicted model, not a curated record. The transcript is spliced from 5 exons. Gene Ontology annotation, molecular function: NAD+ binding. Bases 1000 to 1719 code for a protein of 239 amino acids.
CAACACUCAGUCAUUCUCUGACCAACAUGCAUAUUUACCCCGCAUUCCAAACCAUCUGUGCCUUUAGAUACAUAAUGUUUCCAUGGACAGGAGGAACCUGAUACUACUUACGCUUAUUUGUCUCUCUUGUAAUUAGUCUUCAGGUUUCAGCUCCUUGUUAGGGAUACAAUGCUCAAUAAUUGGAACAUUUAAAAACCGCUAUAUGCAUCCUUGGAAUUGAAUAGGAAUGUUCGCUUUUAGGUUUACCAGCCCCGAUUUGAUCUGUUCUCUUCCUGGGAGGAAAUGUAUGGGCAGUAGUUAACGCCUCCAUUAAUAGCUUAACAUUUUCCAUUUUUAUUUUUUACGAUCCAAAUGGUUAGACAGGAAAUGCUCUGCUGCUUCCACUCUCCCAUUUACAUUCAUGCUUUGUUUGUCAACAAUAUACUAAUGUGAACUUCUCUCUCUGUCUACCUCAGGGAUCUGCUGUCAGAGCUGCAUGGGAACAUGUUUGUGGAGGAGUGUGAGAAGUGUGGCAGGUACAUCAUACCAGUCUGCAGUUAUUGUGUGCUUCAACCUGUUCAUGAACGCAGAAUCGGCUGUGUUUGUCACACACUUUUGUCACCCUACAGCAUACAGACUGAUUAUCCCGACUGAUUCAUUUGAACAUUUUCCUGACUCAAAUCUGAAUUGAAAUCUAAAUCCACCCACUCUGUUGGCCAACCGCAUCUGUCUAUCUUAUAGAAUAAAAGAUGAAAGGACAGAUGUGUCUCCUUUCAACCCAAGGCAAGGAAGGCGGAGUUGAAAGAUGAGACGGUCAUUCCGGCUGCAUAUUAAUAUGCAGACUUCUCAAUCCCUUAACUACCAUCUGUCCCACCCUACAUCGGCAUGACGACGGCAGCGCCAGGAAACAUGACUUCAGCCGUCUCACACGCGUUCUAAUGUCUGACUUGGCUGUCUUGCUAACCGCGCAGGGGUCAAUGCCCAUCACCGCAGUAUGUUCGGGACAAGGUGAUUGGUGUGAUGGGGCUGAAACCCACUGGAAAAUACUGUGAGGAGGUGCGUGGUAGAGGACUGAGGGCCUGCAGGGGGAAACUCAUUAGUACCAUCCUGGACUGGGAAGAUGCUCUGCCUGACAAAGACCUAAACAGAGCCGAAGACGCUAGUAGGCGGGCCGACCUGGCACUGACCCUGGGUACCUCUUUGCAGAUCAAGCCCAGCGGAGACCUGCCCCUCGUCACCAAACGCAAAGGGGGCAAGGUCGUCAUCAUUAACCUGCAGCCCACCAAACAUGACAAGCAUGCACACCUGCGAAUCAAUGGUUACGUUGAUGAGGUCAUGAGCCAGCUGAUGGGACUGCUGGGAUUGGCCAUCCCUAAGUGGGAGGGGCCCACCAUCUGUGAGAGCUCCGCACCUGACCUGAAACCACUUCCUGCCAUCACCGUAAAGAAGGAAGUGAAAAAGGGUGUGAAAAAAGAGGGUAAAGGGGAGGGAAGAAAAAGACCAGCAGAACCUAAUAUGAAAGAGGAGGAUGAAGAGACAAAUGUGGUGAAGAAGGAGAGAGCAGAAGCACCAGCAGAUGAGCAGGCGAAAGACUUCCAGGUCUGUACUGACUCUAUCCUUGUCCAAACCCAAAACCGGGAACCGAUCAGGGUUGAAAGACACCAGAAGGAGGUACCCUACCCCCUGAUUGGAGUUCAGACAGCAACCCAGAGCCCCACAGCCCCAAGACACAGCCAGUAGUCUCCUCAAGCCCUCCGUCCUGCUGAACACUGAGGCAGGUGUGUGGCUGCCUGGGACCAAUGCAGAGAGGUCUGUGUAGGUGUGACCGUCCCGUGUCCCACUGACAGAACAUGGAUUCAUGGAUCAGUUGGCAGGGAGGGAAUAAAACCUGGGUUACUGAAGCCCUUGUGGAGAUAUAUCAGAAAUACAGAUAUUGAGAAUGGACAAUCCGUGGACAUAAUUGUAAUCUGACAACUAGAAAAGCCUGAGCGAGGCCACCCAAUAACCGUUGCUUUGGAUGUCUGCUAAAUGUCAUUCAUUAUAUUAUGACACUGCAUUACAAACUGAAAUGGGCCACUUAGCUUGGUGCAUCAUAAGUCUAACACACACUCUGAACACCCCAGCAGAGCAACGUUAUUGGGUCUUUCAGAGAGGCUGAUUAGAUUAACUGAAGGGCAGGAUUUUGCUAUAGAGCUAGCAUACAUUAUCGAGUCUAGCUUUUGUUAAUCUCUUUUGGUUUAUUUUUGAGUAAUGACACUUUAUUUAAUUAAAUGCAGUCAGAACACUGGGAUUUCUGAUGGUGUAGAUUUGCACCCACCUAGAAUUUUGUCUCACAACUCGGUAACUCUUUACUCUCACGUCAGGUAAUUAAUCCCAUCAUGGAUUAUUUUCCUUUUAUUUUGACAGAUUGUUGUUUUACAUACUUAUUGCCAGACUGUCAAGCCACCUGUCCUAGUUUACUUUGUCUUGAACUUUUAUACUGAAAAAUAAUUAUGUAUUUGUGUAAUCUUGUUUCUUUUCUAUACCUUUUUUUUUUUUACCAGAUGUUUUUUAAUAAACACUGCAUCUGAAA